This is a messenger RNA of Phytophthora nicotianae INRA-310, 1537 nucleotides long. RefSeq lists its product as hypothetical. The record is from RefSeq and is a predicted model, not a curated record. Lineage: Eukaryota; Oomycota; Peronosporomycetes; Peronosporales; Peronosporaceae. The transcript has a single exon. The coding region runs from base 222 to 1400 and encodes 392 amino acids.
UGUGCACUUGCCACUCACUUUUGGACCUUAUUCCGGAGUUUAUCGAGUAUUUGCGUAGUGCAUUCCUCGUGUCGAUUCCUCUCUAGCAAAAUCUGGCCUCUGCGACAGGUGUACUUACUCGGCAAGUUGUCCAAUCCCUUCCGUUUCCGCGCGGGACUAUCGACACCACCAGCGGCAGACAAGAAUUUGCGAGCACGAGCGCAGAUCGGGGCUACAAAACCAUGGGCGGCGUGUACACGCGUGUUCAGAACAUCUCGUCGCUGCGUCCGGGUGACCACAUCUGCAUCUGGGACUACAGUCGCUGGCCGUUUUCGUACCAGCACCACGGCAUCGUGUGGGCCUCGAGUGACCGGCCCGAGGACAUCCGUGUAUGCCACGUAUGGAGUCCGCUGCAAGGAUACAAGGAAGCUCAAGCGGACUCGUGCUUCCGCAUCUCCACACUCGAGGAAUUCCUGUACAACCGCAGUCUGAGCGACCUUCGUCUCGUGGAAUAUCACACAUCGGCGUUCCGAGAUUUUCUAUCCAAGUGGGGCGAAGUGCAUCGAGGCAAAUCGGAUCUGCCUGAAGUCGUAUUGGCACGGUGCAAAUUUCUUCUUGGCCUAGGCAAGGGCGACUUCAAUAUCUUCACUCAGAACUGCGAGCACGCUGCACAUUGGUGUAAGACCGGACAGCAGUGGUCCAAACAGAUACUUACCAAAGUCAGUGGCCGUGUGCCAUUCGAGAAGCGAGUUACGAAGGAGGACGUGGAUGCUAUGGAGAAGGAGAUUGAAGAAAUCAAGGCAGUAUCGCGUACAGUGGUGAAUAAUGUGCUCAGAUUAUCAGGAUCGAAAGUGUAUUUGCGUGUUCAAGGCAACAAGUACGCCCGGAUAAUGGACGACGGACUUCACGUGGACGUUGUCCCCCAGGGGGAUAACCCGGAGACGUGUGGACGCACAGCCUUCCGACUCGAAUGUUAUUCAAAGCAAUACAACUGCGUAAAGGUGGCAUUCUACCAUGAAGAAUCGGGUCGCUACAUGUUCAGCCGCUCGACGUUCUCGUGCUUCCGAGAUUUACGAAUGAAGAAGGCCAACUGUCUGCGCGGAACGUCCGGCAUGCGAUGGGAAUACUCGUCCGGUGGUCACUUGAAUAGUAUGAACCAGCACCGCAGGUAUAUUGGAACUCGCGACGACGGUUUGCUGGUAGACGUGAGCCUUCGCGGGGACGCGUCGUACUUUGAGUUUGUGCCGUGCGUGCCACCAAAAGCUGUUGCCAGUGGCGAAGCAGGAUCUUAUGUGCCGCCGGAUAUUACGCUGAUCAAGCGAUCGUAUAACCACGCCAAGAGCGUGGAGGAAACGAGAUCGCAGAGCAUGCUCGAGUUCGAGGAAGAGCGACGAGGGCUGCACGAUGCCACCCCUCUAUAAAGAGGGCGAUGAUGACGUCGGAGGAAAAGGCUCAGCUGAUGCUACGAACCUGGUUCAAGCUCAGGUCAUCGGGAGACACUGGUUGAAGAGGCUCAGUACAUUAGGGAAUCUAUGAAAUGGCACAUCCCAUUACGAAA